UAAGAACGUCAUAUCGACGGCGAUUCCUGACUAUUCUUGAACAUGGGAUCACAGAGAAAUAUGGCUUUAGCGGCCCAUCAGAGCAUCAUACGGAAGUUGUAUUGCGAUGAGAAUAUGACGUUAGGGGAUUUGAGAGAAUACAUGGAAAGAGAGAUCGGGAUAAGAGCCAGCAAGGAUACCUAUAAACGAUGGUUUAGAAAAUGGGGUCUGUGUAAGAACAGAAGAGGUGACAUUUGGACCUGGGCCAGCCAUCGCAUCGAGAAGCGUAAAGCCGGGCAGGGUAAUAAGGAAACCGAGGUUCACUUUAACGGCACGGUCAUAGACCACAAACGAGUCCAGAAGGAGAUCGCGCGACAUGUUUCCACCAUGGACCGGAUCGAGGCAAGAGCUCCUGCCCUCUUACCCCACAGGGCUAUAGCAUCGCUACGCCCUUGGGAUCAACUCCUGAUCUGCCGGAUACCUCCAACUCAGCUACCAAGCAUGGACAUAAAAUUUUGGCGGCGCCCAGAUCGAACAACCAGCAACCGCGCAGUCUGAAUGCCCCAUUGAUGAUGCCGUCUGAAUUUCAUCGUACAGAUUUGGCGCAUUCAUCAAACCACUCUUGGUCCAUAAAUCCUGCUGUCUACCUGCCCUAUAGCAGCUCUUCUACGGUGAUAGGUUUACCACCUGUCGGAUCUCAUUUUCCCCCCUAUUCCAACGACUUGGAUGCAUCAUGGAACGACUUAGGAGUUCCUCCCGAGACCGUCAACCCCAAAACCCUUCCUCCAAUCUUCAGCCACCACCCAGAUUAUCACUAUUGACAAUGAUGACCAACUUGCGCCAUAUAUUGCACGUUCAACGUUCUUCUGUGAGUCUUACAUGGCUAUUCCUCUCGAUUGAGACAUCUCUGUCGUAGGAUGUGGUUGGAAGCGCAAUGAUCUAUUGUGAUAGCCUUGGUUGGGAGAUAUUCUGUACAUAUCAAACUCAGGGAUAGCGGUUUCAGGCACACUUUCAUUCACUCUACAUUGC
Aspergillus japonicus CBS 114.51 is the source of this 1008-nucleotide messenger RNA. Its product is annotated as Clr5 domain-containing protein. The coding region runs from base 61 to 537 and encodes 158 amino acids. Lineage: Eukaryota; Fungi; Ascomycota; Eurotiomycetes; Eurotiales; Aspergillaceae. The record is from RefSeq and is a predicted model, not a curated record. The transcript has 3 exons.